CAGUGUGCCAUUUCUGGUGUGUUUGCCUUGAAUUUGUAAUUUUUAAUGUUCUGUAUUUUGUGUUCCGUGCCCAACUGCAUGCCUGGCGCGCAGGGCAUUUACGGAAACAUAAUUUCUGCGUUGGAAUCUCCACUCACCCUUGUUCUGACUAUGCAUUUUGUAAAUUAAUAAGAUUGCAAUUCUUCGGCUUCCUCUUCUGAAGAAUGGUGGUACUGGGAAUUGAGCCUAGGGCCUUGCACUUGCUAGGUUGGUAUUGAUACUGCUACCCAUGGCUCCUGAGUUCUGGGAAUAUAGAGCUGCACUACGACACCCAGGGAUGCCCAGUUCUUAACAGGACACUAUCCACUGGAUCCAACUGAGGCUCCUAGAGAUGUCUGUCCCAGGAGUCGGGCUCCUCAGCGCACCUGGUGGUGAGCAUCGCCGGAGGGGAGAAGGCGAGGAGAGGCCCAGGAAUAAUGGCGUCCAAAGAGCAACAAGUCAUAAAAGAUCUCGCAGUGCAGAAUGAAGAAAAAGAAAACAAAAAAGGGAAGGCCUCCAAGCAAAGUGAAGAAGAAUCCCACCAGCUGGAAGAAGUUGAAAACAAGAAGCCUGGGGAAAAUGUCCGAAGGGGACUAGUUAGGCGACUUGUGCCUAAUUUUCGUUGGGCCUUACCAAACAGACAUGUUGAUCACAAUGAAGGAGGAGAGGAUGUUGGGAAGUUUGUAGGGCAAGUGAUGGAGGUCAAGAGAAAGACUAGGGAGCAACAGAUGAGGCCUUAUGGGCGUUUCCAGACACCAGAACCUGACAAUCACUAUGACUUUUGUCUCAUACCUUAACAAUUGAAGGUUUUCUCUGAGCUCAUAAAGUGGCUACUCUUUUACAAGCUUGUAUUUAGUGAAGUACUUUUUCUGUAAACUUGGUGUUUCCACUUAACACUUUCUACUUAAAGAUUGUUUUACUGUUGCAUUUGAUUCUAAACAUUCCUAUCAGCAUGGCAAUUCAAUCCAUUUUAGAAAGAAAUCUUUUUCCAUGAUCUGAAAUUAAUAAAGCAAUUUAAAAGGCA
This is a messenger RNA of Peromyscus maniculatus bairdii (prairie deer mouse), 1042 nucleotides long. It is a transcript of the gene Bex4, whose product is annotated as brain expressed X-linked 4. The record is from RefSeq and is a predicted model, not a curated record. Lineage: Eukaryota; Metazoa; Chordata; Mammalia; Rodentia; Cricetidae. Gene Ontology annotation, cellular component: nucleus; cytoplasm.